Messenger RNA from Aegilops tauschii subsp. strangulata, 558 nucleotides. The record is from RefSeq and is a predicted model, not a curated record. Lineage: Eukaryota; Viridiplantae; Streptophyta; Magnoliopsida; Poales; Poaceae.
AUGUCGGGCCGCCGAUCUCGCUCUCGCCAUGCCCUCAGCACCGCCGCCAAUAGCGGCAGCAGAUCCGUCCCUCCCUAUUCCCGCAGCGCUGCCGCCGAGGGCCGCCGCAGAUCCGUCGAUCGCUCGGCUGCGCUCAGAUCUCUCGCGGCUACCCUGCCGCCUGGGUACGACCCGUCGCUGCUUCCUAUGUGCUCGUGGCCGCCGUCGCAGGAAUCGCGCGAGUCCACGGUGCGCAUACUCCUGCAGAAGCUGGUAGGGCCCAGCCUCUACUGCGUCCACUACGGCGCCGUCCCGGAGCCCGAGGCCAGGCGCACCGCCGCGGCCAUCGAGGCCGAGUCCUUCGCCGCCGUCUCCGAGUACGCCUCCGGCGCGACCCUGGCCACCCGCAAGGAGCGUUUCGCCGUCUACAAGAUGUACUUGAAGGAGGCUUGCGACCGGCUCCUCGCGUUCUUCAAAUCCCGAGCCGCCGCAAUGGGGGGCAUGCUGGAACCGGGGGAUUCGUCGGCGCCUACUUUGGCUGUUCCCGCUCCCGCUCCGGCUUCCGCUCCCAAGGAGUAG